GCACAACCAAAACAGUUGAUGGGAAGUCAACAUUUCUGAUAUUCUGGUGAAGUCCUUGUGUCAACACUUUCCGGAGGUGUUGGAUUUUUCCAAAGAUCUUACCAUGGUUCCUCUUGCAGCAAAAGUGAAUCAGAGCGACUAUCACAUCAGAUCUCAAUGACCUCCACACCACGAUCCAGGAUAUUCGCUCAGCCUGUCAGAAGAUGCCGGCAACUGCUGAGGAUCGCUUUGCUGUUGUCAUGAGUAACUUCCUGGAAAACAGUCAUCCAGCGAUCCAGUCCCUGGAGUCUCUCCAGCAGAGAGCAGCAGAUGAAUCAGCAAAACUGCUUCUUACUUUUGGUGAAGAUAGCAAAGCCACCAACACAGAGGCCUUCUUUGGUAUCUUGCCGAGUCACAAGCAAGUUUGAGAGAGCUCUCAGUGAUCAACAAGCUGCAGAAAACCCAAAGAGUCCCAGGAGUCCCCGAAUGGCCUCCCCACUGGCCUGGUAACACAUAUGGACAUGGCUGCAUACAGUACACACACACACACAUUCAAAUGUUAUAUGCAUAACAUGCACAAUCACACAAUACUCUAUGGUGCAAUACUGAGCAAGUACAUCUUUUGAGUCUUUGGAAAAACUUGAAUGAAACAUGAUGAAUAUAUAUUAAGAGACACACGUAAACUUCAGCUUUAUACUGCUGUUGAAUUAUAUGCAUCAUCCUGCACUGAAAAAGAAACACAACUGUUUUUGAUUUUCGAUAUAUCUUUACUGCUUGAGAGAUAGUUACUCAGUAACAUCCUAUAGUUUAAGUUAUAUUUCUCUAAGCACCCAUACGAUGCAGUAUGACAGUUACACAAUAAAAUCUUUGUGGCAUACCAACAGUUAAGACAUAGUUAUACAUUUUAUCCUGAAAUAGAAAUGUAAUUAUACGUGGUUCAUUAGAAACCACAAAAUCUGUUUUUGAAUUAGUUUCUAUGCUCUGUACUUUUGUCAGAUGCCCCACCCACACUGAAUGUAACAUAGAUCUUUAAUAAUUGUCACUUGUUUUCUCAGAUGUCCUGAUAACUGAUUGUUUUACUGCAGUUUGCAUAUGCCUCAGUGUCAGCAGAAUUUCUGAAUCUAUACUCAUGUACAAUUCAAAUUCUACCAACUUGUAAAUAGAAGACACUGUCAGCAUAAGUUGUUAUUAAAAUUGUUGAUCUCGCUUUAAUCUUUAGGACAUUUCUAACAGGUUGCAGAAGUGUGAUAAGUGGAUCAUACGGAGAGCACUGUGCAAUAUGUAAACGAUAAUCUGUAUUCUACUGUUAGAUAUUGCUCUCAAAGUGUGUGAACUAUACAUAUAAUAUAUACAGUAUAUAUAUAUAUAUAUAUAUAUAUAUAUAUAUAUAUAUAGUAUAAGUCUUUAUUUUAGUGGAGGUGUUGUCUGGACAAAGCAUAGAAGCAAAGCAUCAAACCACUUAAGGUUAUAAUAUAGCAAAUUUAACAUAUAAUUUAAAAAAAAACUAAUAAUAGAGCUUCUCAAAUAGGCCAGUGUUUUGUAAAAGCUGAAUCUUUAAGUGCUAUUUCUAAGUCAAAUUACGAAUGACAUGUGCAAUCAGUAAGCUGUUUUGUAAUGGCGUAAGGUUUUUUUUUGUUUGUUUGUUUUUUUAAGAUUACAGAAUGUGAACUUUAAAGCAUCAUUGUCCAUCUAAAGCCUAUAUAGUGUUAAGUCUGUAUUUUGUAUUGUAAGUUAAUUCUGAUAAAUAUAAAGAGUUGUCUAAGGUUUUCUUUUGCUUGUAUGUUUGUUUUUUUAUGACAUCAGAAAGUGAUGAGUCUUACACUAAAGAGUGUGUACUGUUGUAUUAUUAUUUGUGUAAGUUGAAUCACUUCAAAGUCACUUAAACUUGCAUCUGUAUUUCCUCUAACUCUUUAUAGUUUGCAUAACUUUAUAACUCUUUACAACUUUUAACACUCCUGCAGUUUGCUGCAAGCACAUUAUCUGUCCUAUGGCGGCAAAAAUCUUAGAUUAACUGUUUUUAUGAGAUAAGACUGUUCCUGUUUUAUUCUGUUCUGGACAUGAACAAAUGUUCAAACAUUUCCCUUGCGUUGCUUUAAUUUGGGCUUCACUUCUCAGGUCUUAAGUGUAAUUUAGAUUAAUUUAAACCUCACUCAGCAAUAAUUUAGCUAUUUCACUGGCAGCAGGAAAGUGUUCUGCAAACACCUCCCCUUGAAGAGUAAUAAAUCUCUCACACAUUUUAACUAAACUUGUAGUACACACAGAGAAGUGGAGUUUGAUCUCUGGGUAAGUCGAAGACGAUUUGAGGCAGGUUCCUGGGAUUGUCUUCAGGUAAUUUGUGACAUGCUGUUUUGUUUGGGCCAAGCAAGUCAAGUUAAGGCACAGCUGGAAUAAUAGUGUAACAACGUGCUAAAAGAUGAGCUUUGACUAUGCAGCUGGCAAACAAGCAGCACCAAGCACCACCAUGCCAUCACCUCAAGUGUCCUCCCCCCGGGUCAGUAAUACCCUGGUCACUGGAGAUAUUGUGGUGCUGGUAGUCUACUUUCUUUUGGUGCUGGCUGUUGGUUUCUGGUCUAUGUGGAGGACAAAACGCAGCACUGUGGAUGGAUACUUCUUGGCUGGGAAAAGUAUGACCUGGUGGCCAGUCGGGGCUUCACUGUUUGCCAGCAACAUUGGAAGUGGGCACUUUAUUGGUCUGGCAGGGUCUGGAGCUGCAGCAGGAAUUGGGGCAAUUGCAUAUGAAUGGAAUGGUAUGUUGAUGGUGCUGCUGUUGGGAUGGCUCUUCCUGCCCAUUUAUAUUUCCUCUGGGGUGACAACCAUGCCAGAGUAUUUGCAGAAGCGGUUUGGUGGAAGAAGAAUACAAUUAUUUAUAGCUGUUUUGUACUUAUUUAUUUACAUCUUCACAAAAAUAUCGGUGGACAUGUAUGCAGGUGCAGUGUUUAUUCAGCUCGCUUUACAAAUGAAUAUCUACUUGGCUGUGGUUCUGUUGCUGUCAGUCACUGCUAUCUACACUGUAGCAGGUGGUCUGGCUGCAGUCAUCUACACAGAUGCAGCUCAGACUGCCAUCAUGCUGGCAGGAGCUCUCACCCUCAUGGUUUUCAGCUUCGUGGAGGUUGGAGGGUGGAAUGUUCUAAUGGAGGAAUACACUAAGGCCAUUCCCUCGAUCCGUGUGCCUAACUCAACCUGUGGUAUUCCACGAGGUGAUGCUUUCCACAUAUUCAGAGACCCUGUGAACUCGGACCUGCCUUGGCCUGGUGUUAUCAUAGGCAUGUCCAUCCCCUCCAUGUGGUACUGGUGUUCUGAUCAGGUGAUUGUGCAGCGUUCUCUAGCUGCCAAAAACCUGACCCAUGCAAAAGGUGGCUCCCUGUUGGCUGCAUACCUCAAGAUCCUGCCUUUUUUCGCUAUCAUGCUCCCAGGCAUGAUCAGCAGGAUUCUCUAUACAGAUGAAGUGGCAUGUGCAGACCCUGACCUGUGCAAGCAAAUUUGUGGCAACCCUGUUGGUUGCUCAGAUAUUGCUUAUGCCAAACUGGUCUUGGAGCUGCUACCUGUAGGACUGCGGGGCCUAAUGAUGGCUGUAAUGAUUGCUGCACUCAUGUCGUCUCUGACCUCCAUCUUCAACAGUUCCAGCACUAUUUUUACCAUGGACCUAUGGAGGAGUUUCAGAUCCUGUGCUUCUGAAUGGGAGCUCAUGAUUGUGGGCAGAGUAUUUGUGCUCGUAUUGGUGGUGGUGUCUGUGCUGUGGAUCCCUGUCGUCCAAGCUAGUCAAGGUGGCCAGCUAUUCAUCUAUAUCCAGUCCAUCAGUACUUACCUGCAGCCACCAGUCUCUAUUGUCUUCCUCAUGGGUUGCUUCUGGAAGAGGGUUAAUGAGAAGGGUGCAUUCUUGGGCCUAACUGUAGGACUCAUUAUUGGCUGCAUACGCAUGUUGUUGGACUUCAUCUACCCUGCACCCCUGUGCUAUGAAGAAGAUGACAGGCCAGGGGUGCUGAAAUACGUCCAUUACCUCUACUUUUCCAUGUUGCUGUCAGUCAUAACUGUAUUUGUGGUGGUUGUAGUCAGCCUGACUACUGAGGCACCAGCUCCAGAGCAGAUUAGUCGUCUCAUGUGGUUUACACGGUUUGACCCAGUGCAGCCUAAAGUGGAGCAGAGAAGCAUUAACUUAAAUGUGAUCACUAUUCAAACAAGUGAGACAAACGUUGCAGCUACAGAGCCUGAGAGCAGCAAUGGACAACCACAUCGUCACAGGAGCGACUCAUCUGUAUCCAGCACCCACAAUCAGUCCAGGUUGAUGUCUGUCCUCUAUUGGCUGUGUGGGAUGGAGAGACGGAGGGAUGGAGACAAUGAUCCUGUGACUCCUCCUGAACCUGAACAGGCGAUCUGUAGUUUAGAAGAAAAGACAAGUCUACGACGAGUGGUGGACAUUAACCUCAUAAUUUGCCUCUCUGUGGCUGCUUUUAUUAUUGGUUACUGGGCAUGACAGGCAGAUGGCAGUGCUCCAAUAAAUGAGAUGUGAAUAAGGUUGUAUACAGAUU
Messenger RNA from Melanotaenia boesemani (Boeseman's rainbowfish), 4505 nucleotides. It is a transcript of the gene slc5a11, whose product is annotated as solute carrier family 5 member 11. Bases 2393 to 4450 code for a protein of 685 amino acids. The record is from RefSeq and is a predicted model, not a curated record. The transcript has 19 exons. Gene Ontology annotation, biological process: transmembrane transport. Gene Ontology annotation, cellular component: plasma membrane. Lineage: Eukaryota; Metazoa; Chordata; Actinopteri; Atheriniformes; Melanotaeniidae. Gene Ontology annotation, molecular function: D-glucose:sodium symporter activity.